Malaclemys terrapin pileata is the source of this 6694-nucleotide messenger RNA. RefSeq names its product Rho guanine nucleotide exchange factor 26 (gene ARHGEF26). Gene Ontology annotation, biological process: activation of GTPase activity. Lineage: Eukaryota; Metazoa; Chordata; Testudines; Emydidae. The coding region runs from base 79 to 2751 and encodes 890 amino acids. The record is from RefSeq and is a predicted model, not a curated record. The transcript is spliced from 15 exons. Gene Ontology annotation, molecular function: protein binding; guanyl-nucleotide exchange factor activity.
GCAGGUGGGGACGGGAGCGGCGGGCCGGCCGGCCCCCCCGGGCGAGAGGCGCUUUCCCGCCUGCGGCCGCUCGCGGCGAUGCGUGCGGGGACUGAGCCUUUGCAGGAUUUGUUGCUUCCUUCUUGCACUAGUGGUGACCCUAAGGAAUUUGCUAUGGAUGGGGAAAGUGAAGUGGAUUUUUCUAAUAACAACAUAACGCCACGGUGGUGGAGGAGAUCAACCCCUCAGCUACACACCAAGAGCAAACCUAGACCCCAAUCUUACCAGAGCCCCAAUGGGGUCCUCUUUACAGAUUUCCCUGUGGAAGACAGGGCUACAUUCACUGUGACUCAGCCUGCUGAAACAAUAGUUACUUCUCCAGUCAACAGAUUAGUCCAAAGGAGCCCCUCCUCUUUUAAAUCCAACAUGGGAUCUGUGCCAAAUGGAAAAAUAGGGUCUCCAGAGUAUAAAGCUGUAUCCCCCCAACUUUCUUCUGACCAGGCAUCUCAGGUCCUGAAAUUGGUUUCAGAUAACUUGAUAAGUUUUGGUGGUACAGUAACAUCAGCAGAUGACACACUGCUUCAUCCAGUGUUGAUUUCCAGUCAAUCAGCACUUAUCCCAGAACAUGAACAGACUGCUUUUAUGCCAACUCCUGGGUCCUUACCUGGAAAUAUGCCUUCACUGAAUAACAACAGAAUGGCUGUUUUGCAGUUACAAUCCAACCAGCUUUCUAAAAACCCAGAAAAGGCACUUGUGGGGCCCUCAUUGGUUUCCCAGACGGCUCCCUCACAGCAAAACUUAACUCUCCACAGACUGACAUCUAAUCAGAACCAGCUCCCAGAAAAACAGUUAAUAGUUCUGAGUACAAAUAGUCCUGCUGCGCUCAAAGUGGGGAAACAACAGAUCAUUCCUAGGAGUUUAGCUUCUGAGAUAAAAGUGACAAACAAAACCAGCAACCAAAAUGUGGAGACAAACAAAAGGGUCCUCAAGGUCCGUAGCAUGUUGGAGAUGCUUAAUAUGCCUUUGGUAGCUGAUGGUGAUGAAGAGACAGAAGGUGACCUGGAUAGCCCAGGGGCAUUGAGAAGAGGAUUGAGGUCUACUUCCUAUCGAAGAGCAGUAGUGAGUGGCAUUGACUCUGACAGUUCUACAAAUUUUAAGAAAAAAAAUAGAAUGUCCCAGCCAAUACUCAAAGCUGUUGUGGAGGACAAGGAGAAAUUUUCUAGUUUAGGAAGAAUAAAGAAGAAAGCACUGAAAGUACAAGGGACAUUUGAUGGGGAAGAAACUGCAGUUUUGUAUCAGAACUACAAAGAAAAAGCUCUGGACAUAGAUUCUGAUGAAGAUUCUGAGUCCAAAGAACAAAAAUCAGAGGAAAGGAUAGUUAUUCAAUAUAAGCCUCUGAGAUCAACAUGGAGUCAGCUAUCAGUGGUGAAAAAGAAUGGACUGUCUCAGACGAUCAGUCAGGAGGAAAGAAAGAGGCAAGAGGCUAUAUUUGAAGUAAUAUCAUCUGAACAUUCAUACUUGCUGAGCUUGGAGAUUCUGAUCCGGAUGUUUAAAAAUUCCAAAGAACUGAGUUUAACAAUGACCAAAACAGAAAACCACCAUCUUUUCUCCAAUAUUGCUGAUGUCUGUGAAGCGAGCAAAAAGUUCUUUAAAGAACUUGAAGCAAGGCAUCAGAACAACAUCUUCAUAGAGGAUAUUAGUGAUAUUGUUGAAAAGCAUACUGCAUCAACAUUUGAUCCAUACGUGAAAUAUUGUACUAAUGAAGUCUACCAACAGCGAACACUCCAGAAACUAUUAACUACAAAUCCAGCCUUCAAGGAAGUGCUGUCACGGAUUGAGUCCCAUGAAGACUGCAGGAAUUUACCUAUGAUCUCUUUCCUCAUUCUUCCAAUGCAGAGGGUUACACGCCUUCCAUUGCUGAUGGAUACCAUCUGUCAGAAAACCCCUAGAGAGUCACCAAAAUAUGAGAUCUGCAAACGAGCCUUAAAAGAAGUGAGCAAGUUGGUCCGUUUAUGCAAUGAAGGGGCUCGAAAAAUGGAAAGGACAGAAAUGAUGUACACAAUUAACAACCAGCUGGAAUUUAGAAUCAAGCCAUUUCCACUGGUCUCCUCUUCCCGGUGGUUAGUGAAAAGGGGUGAAUUAACAGCAUAUGUGGAAGACACUGGACUCUUCUCUAAAAGGACCAGUAAGCAGCAAGUAUACUUCUUCCUCUUCAAUGAUGUCCUCAUUAUCACAAAGAAGAAGAGUGAGGAGAGCUACAAUGUCACAGAUUAUUCCUUGAGGGACCAGCUGUUGGUUGAACAAUGUGACAGUGAGGAGCUGAAUUCCUCACCCGUAAAGAACAGUUCCACUAUGCUGUACUCUCGGCAGAGCUCUACAAGUCACCUCUUCAGAUUAACUGUCCUUAGCAACCACGCAGGAGAGAAGGUGGAGAUGCUACUGGGGACUGAGACUCAGAGUGAAAGAGCUCGCUGGAUUACUGCACUUGGACAGAACAGUGACAGACGGAAUGCAGACAGGACAACAUUGACACAGGUAGAGAUUGUCAGAACUUAUUCUGCAAAGCAGUCAGAUGAACUAUCCCUUCAGGUUGCUGAUGUGGUUCUGGUUUAUCAAAAAGUGAAUGAUGGUUGGUAUGAAGGUGAACGAUUGCGGGAUGGUGAGAGAGGCUGGUUUCCAAUGGAGUGUGCCAAGGAAAUCACAUGUCAAGCCACAAUUGACAAGAACAUGGAACGGAUGGGACGUUUGCUUGGACUUGAAACAAAUGUAUAGAGUCCCUAAAAUCUAUUUUUUCUUUGCUUCAGGAUUUGCACUAAGGGCCCUCAGUGGUGGCUUGAUUUUGUGCUUAUUGUCCCACUAUAGCUGUAGCGUGGGAGCUGUGAAUCAGAGAUUUGUAAAAUCAGUGAUACGAGGAAAGGCGGGGGGGGAGGGAGUCAGCCACUCACUGUGUAUCCAGGCUACUUUAAGUUAAAAGCCCCUAAAAAGUAAAUUACAAUUCUAAAGUUCCCAUAACAAAAUGCAGGUGACAUCUUUAGAUAGUCCCCUCUUCCUUGUUUUACAGUGUGAGAGAGCUAACUGAAUCAAGGUCUUAUCUGCACUGAAUCCUAACUGGGAUUGAGUGGUAGGCUUUGGAGAGCAGCUCCACGUAUCUUUGACUUCACCUCCCUUUGUCUUUAGCUGCGCCACUCCCUUUACCUUUAUGUGCUGUUUCCUCACCCACACCCGUCCAACCACACAAACACACUUUUUUUUUCUUGUUUGUUUUUUCAGUCAUUUAAAAACACCUUAGCUUCCUCUGGCAAGGCCGACCACCAGCCACCCACAAACAUGUUGCCCUGCAAGCAAGCAGCAGCAACAACAAACUAAUAUUUGGGGAUUUCCCACUCCUCAAGGGAAAGUUUCAGUGCUGUAUUGCUAGCACAAGAUGGUGAUAUGUGUGGGGAUAAAUAGCAGCUCUCUAGCCCCUCAUAUGGCCUAAAAUGGAACCCGUGAGCACGCACUGUAUAAGGUGGUCCCUCCCCAGUAAGACCAGAGAAGACAUAUACCAAGUAAAAAGAUGUUCCAUUAAGUUAAGAGUGCACAGCUUUCUACUUUUGUAAUAUAAGAGGCUCUUUGAGCUCUGGUCAAGUGAAAAAUUCUCUAAGUUAUUCUGUUGGGUCUUCUCAUCUUUCUCCUUGUGGCUCUCUGUCUACAUCUAUCUAUAUGUCUGUUUAAUUAAGGGUUUUCAUAACGUUAGAUUACCUCUUGUGUUCAUCCUUUAAAACCUUAGCUCCUUGGGCUUUCUCCUCCCCAAUGAUGGCUUCUUAUUUCACACACAUUAUUUUUUUUUUAAAUGCUGUCAUUUGAAAAGCAGUGAUUAAAGUAACUCUGUCCCAGCUAGCAAAGCUAAUGUGUUCUCCAGGGACUGAGAGGGGAAAUCCAGAAUGGUUUUCUGUUGGUCUUUUUCGAUGAUGAUGAUGAUGAUGUUUCAUCUAUUCAAGCAGCUCAGAUUUUGUUUCCUUCCAGUGUUGCUUCAGUGUUCAGAGUGCCGGGAAGGGUUUUCAAAUCAAGAAGUAUGCAGUCAACUUUUGUAGUGUGGGAAAGUAAGCUUGGGCUCCGAGGCUCCAGCCUCCAUUCCCAGAACAGACCAACCUUACGGUAUGUCUACCCUUUUAGCUGGGGAUGUAAUUCCCAGCUCAAGGAGACUUACUCAGGCUAUUGCCAUUGAGUUAGAACAGUAAAAUCAGAACAUAGCCCUGGUAGCAUGAGCAACAGGACGGGCUAGCCAUCCUGAGUACCUGCCCGUCAGAUACCUUAGCUUGUUUCAACUUGUUCUUUGUAAAAAAAAUAUUCUCCAUAAGUAUAAGCAGCUCUGUGCUCUGCUCUGCUCCUCUGUGUCCCUGCUAGAAAAUCAGAUUGCCUGACUUACAGUGUUAGAAUUCUCUUCAAGCUUAUCCAAUUCCACACAGUAUUUCACUGGAGCCCCAUGCCAGCUGAUUCCGACACCUUCUCUUGUGCCGUUUCUCUUGCCUUCCCUGAGCCCUGUUAUGCACAGAAUAAACUAAUUUUCUGUGCUCUGGAGCACAUACAUGCACAUGCUCAUUUGGUGUCUGUGGAAGCUAAACACAAGCUGAGACAUAGGAUUUGGCUCCCACUAUUGUCCAUUAUGGUAGCAUUACAGUAUCUUUUUGAGCAGUUUGCACUUUUAUACAUUUACAGACACAUUUUUAAAACUUAUGCUGUAAGUUGUGGCUACAAAAAAAUGCUCAGUUACACAGUUGCAUUUGAACACUUUUGCAGAGGUAUUUUAAGAUCUGAAUUUUACCAGUUUGUGUCUUAACCUCCACUCCCACAGGGUAAGGAUUAUAAUGCUGAAUUCUUGGUUUAUUUUGAAAAUGCAUGAGAAUGUUGAUCUCGGGAAAAUAUUCUAUUAAUCAUUUCAUUUCAAUUCCAGUUUUGCCUAUAUCUUUUAACUAGGAUCUCAAGAUGUGUUGUUGCUUCAGUUCAAGGUUUUGCAGGGAGAGUGGAGUGCUUUUUAACAUUUUUCCACUUCUGUAGCAGAGGUGGUAAAAUUCAUUUCCUGUUUUUUGUUGAGGAAGGAGCGGGAAAGAGGUAUAUGAACCAGAACUCCAGGAUACCUUCACCUUCAGACCUUGUUACAUGUUAAUUACUACAGAUACAGGAAGGGAAAAAUGUAUAAAAGAGCAGCACUAGUAUUGACUUAAACUCUUGGUCAUACAGUUCAUACUGGAGAAGAUGAGGAGGGAGGAUUUGCAGGGAAUAUAGAGUAAUAUGAUGUUUUGUCAACUUUGCCCUCCCAUUCCCAGUUGUGACCUGACCUGUUGUGCACAUGAUGGUGGGAGAGGGACUAGUAGAAGCUCACAUUGGUGUUGCUGAACACGUUCUCCUUUGCCUUAGAGAGUACCUGUCAUGAUUGUACUCCAAGCAUCACUGCCAAAUUUUGCAUCUUCAGCUUAGCCUCGGAAUUUCAUAGGAGAAACAACCAUUUAAUGUUGUUUGACCAAAAUGCACUUGUAAACAGGAAAUAAUUUUCAAAACAUCUUUUCUGAAACUAGGUGUUGUGGUUUGCACACUGUAUGUAUUAUAAAUAUGUUAAUCCUUUUUAAGACACAGCUGAUCACUCGGCAGGGUUGAAUAAACGUUAGCACAAAAAAUGAGGUAAAAACUUAUAGUAGAAAGGCUUUCUGCUUGUAAUAUUUUCACUCCAUUUUUUGGAGGGGCUGCAUGCUGUAAUAUACUGUAAUAUGUUGAAGAUUUGUAAAUGAAUGUAAUGUUCUUAAGGUAUCCCUGAAACAACUACACUUAAAAAUAUAUUAGAAAAGCAAUAGUUUUGUAUAAAGUAAUUUGAAGAUGCCCAACCUUGGAAAUUUGACACGUGGUUAUGUACCCUUGUGAAUUAAUUUAUAAGUGGACAGAUGAAACAGUAAUGAGCAUAUUGUAAUUUUGUAAAUUGAACAAAAUGUUAUUUAACAUAGGCAAAAGUACUGCUAAUUUUUUAACAAAUAAUUUAAAAAAACCUACUGUAUACAGCCAGAUGUUUAACACAGUAACUGAAUGUAUAAAUCCAGAUAUUAAUUUUAUUCAGGUUUUUAAUACAUUGUAUAUAUUUUUCACAUCUAGUUUUUCCAAAUGUUUUUAUAAACAUUUUAUAAAUGUUUCCAUUUCUCCUUUUAUCAGAUACAAUUCUGCAGGAAUUAGACAUCAGUGACUUUAUAGGACAACAAUCAAUAAAAUGCUUUUUAAAAACUUUACUAAAAAAAGCUUUUUGCUGAAAUUAGUUCUGAUCUUUUUAACCUUUGUCUUUCUUGUUUAAGACAGAGCCAUAAUUUAAUUGGACCUCAUGCACCUCGCUGCUAAGAUGGAUGAAAGUCUAGGAGCCAUAAAUAGCGGAGAGCAAUAGCUCCAUGGCAUACUUCUCCCUCUACCCCAGAUCCAUGGGAUUUGGACUCCCUGAACUUAAGGGAGAGGCAUGUCAUGGUGGGAGGGCCAGGGGAUAACUACUCUCUGUAGGAUCAUGCUUCUACAAACCACAGCAUUGUGUCUGCAGGUGAUUGCACUGGAUAGCAUUGGAAGAGGCUGGGUACUGUUCAGAGGUACCUUUGCCUGCUUGGAUGUCCCAAGAACCAUCGAAUUUCCCUGUAGCUCUUGGGACAUCUGUAGAUUUGAUGAGUCUUGCACAUACCUGCCUAUAGAAGGUUAAUUGUGGCGUGGUGAC